CGCACGCUCGCUCCCAGGGUAUCCCCGCCAUGGACCUGCAGCUGCUGGAGCACCGGGUGCGGGUAACCAGCAUAGACAAGUCCGGCCUGUGGUUUUACACUCACCCGCUGGUCAAGCUGCUCUUCCUGCCGCACCGCACCAGAUGCAAGUUUUUCAGCUUGACGGAAACCCCUGAAGACUACACGCUGAUGCUGGACGAAGAAGGCUUUGAAGAGCUACCCCCAUCAGAUUACCUGCACGUGGCGGAAAACACGUGGCGAGUACUGAACGUCCUGUCCAAUGGGUGCUCUUCAAGUGGCGUCCAGACUGUGGGUGUUACGAAGAUCGCCAAAUCUGUCAUCGCCCCUCUGGCCGAGCACAAUGUAUCUGUGUUGAUGUUGUCGACCUACCAGACUGACUACAUUUUGGUCCGGGAUGAGGAUCUCCCUGUGGUCUUUAGCACACUCUCAGGAGAACUUAGUAUCUACAGGGAGGAGAACGGAGACUUGGUUCAGAUGAAUCGUGGUGAAGCCACUAAUGAAUUGAAGAAAAAGAGCUUAUUCAGUCUGACGGUACAUCCAGUGCAAAGUCCACCGAAUAGAUUCUGUAUUUUGACCUUGGAUCCGGACACUCUUCCGUCCAUUUCAACCAUUCUCCUGGAUGUCCUUUUCUAUUCCCACACAUCUCAAAGCAGUUCAUCUGCUGCCUCCCAGGACAUUGGAUUAUUCCAUUUUUUUGCCUUUUCCUUGAUAGAUGGGUACAUCUCUAUUGUAAUGGACACAGAGGCACAGAAGAGGUUUCCAACUGACUUACUUCUAACAAGUUCAUCUGGGGAACUUUGGAGAAUGGUGAGAAUUGGUGGGCAGCCCCUGGGCUUUGAUGAAUGUGGAAUCGUGGCCCAAAUAGCAGGACCUCUGGCUACUGCAGACAUAUCUGCCUAUUACAUUAGCACCUUCAAUUUUGAUCACGCCUUGGUGCCAGAAGAAGACAUUGAGCGUGUUAUCUGUUUGUUACACCAGCGGCAGGAAGGUCAAAGCUAAGAUGGAGUUUUCCAGAUAAGUUUACUGUCUGUUGGCUGCUUAUUCAGUGACUGGAGACUCUGGGAUACCUUGAAAGCAGGAAGACAGGCCCUGAGUUGCUGCACACUCCACUUCUCACUCGAAGAUAGAAAUGCGUUCUAAAGGUCUUUCCAAAGCUAUAUCCCCUGUGCCACGUAGCACCGUCGACUAAUUUCAUUUUUUUUUUCAGGGAAUCGGCUACUUAAAAAAAGGGCUUGUCUCAGAAAAGCACUUACAUACACUCUGAAACACGAGUGACAGAUGCUGCAGUGACGGGUCCAGGCAGCACAAAAUUAAACUUUUUAUAGGCAUGCACUUUUCUACAGAAAAGCAAAUGUGAUGCCACAUUUGAAAGCAAUAAGCACAAGUGCUUAAGUAAUCAUUUAAAAAUAUAGGUUAUUUGCCUUUUUUUCCGUGUUUUUUGAUGGAAUAAAAGCUAAAGUUUGCCAUCAGUGUACAUGUUGUGGUGCUUUUGGGAUGUGAAGCAGAGUUUAAAUGUAAAAGUUUAACAUCCGUUGAGUUGUAAAUAAAUAGUGGUUUGGUUUUAA
This is a messenger RNA of Spea bombifrons (plains spadefoot toad), 1585 nucleotides long. It is a transcript of the gene CASTOR1, whose product is annotated as cytosolic arginine sensor for mTORC1 subunit 1. The transcript has 9 exons. Gene Ontology annotation, biological process: cellular response to L-arginine; negative regulation of TORC1 signaling. Gene Ontology annotation, molecular function: arginine binding. Bases 30 to 1019 code for a protein of 329 amino acids. Gene Ontology annotation, cellular component: cytosol. NCBI's taxonomy places the organism in Eukaryota, Metazoa, Chordata, Amphibia, Anura, Pelobatidae. The record is from RefSeq and is a predicted model, not a curated record.